GUAGGUUGGAAAGUAGUCCGUAAACGUUGCUCUCGUUGUUGGGGUUGCACAGUAUGAAUGAAUUAUUAUAAUUAAUUUAACUGUUAAUCCCGUGACAGAUGGUGAAUUAACCGGAUUUGCUUGGUGCUCGUCUUUGCGUUUUCCGGUUAAUGUGUCAGAUGUGAAAUAAAAGCUCGUCACAAUGGCUGAUGAAGUGUCUAUGAACUGGACAGUCAUUGUACUUACAUGUCAACAUAAAGACAGCGUUUAUGCUUUUCAGAGAGAGUUGGAGGUACGUCAAAAGCGUGGUCUUCUUCCAGCUGAAGCCCUGCUGCUUACGGUUCCUGACCCACACGCCCGACUGGGCAGCGGUGGGGCAACACUGAACGCCCUGCUGGUCGCUGCUGAACACCUGAGUGCCAGAGCUGGAUACAGUGUGGUGAAUGCUGAUGUUUUGCACGAAGCUCAUAUUCUCAUCUUGCACACGGGUAGAGAUUUUCCAUGGGAUGGCUGUAGCAGGGCUUUCUGCUGGAUGCCUGUACACAAGUCAGCGUCUGUAGAAGGAGCGGUUUGCUGUUUAGAUCUGCUGCUGGAUUGUCUGUCCACAAAGAUUUGCGUUGGGUCUCCACCAGGCGUUUGGGUUUGCAGCACUGAUAUGAUCCUAAAUAUUCCAACACGUCCAUUGAUUUCAUGGGAUGAGUGCUCUGAUGUUCGGGUCGUUGCGUUACCGGGUGAUGUUUCCUUCGCUGUUCAGCAUGGAGUCUAUGUCACUGAUAAAGAGGCCAAAGUGUGCAACAUCAUCUAUAAGGGUUCGGAGGACAAGAUCAUCCGUGCUGCAAUGCCUGAUGGGAAGGUGCCAUUGGUCUCAGGGCCUGUGUUCUUCUCCGCUGUGAUUUCAGAGAAACUCUUACGAACUCACGUUAUUUCACCAUUGGAUGGCUGCACUUAUUUUGGCAUGGACUCUGGAGCUCCACCUUUCGAGUUAUCUCUCUUCCUGGAUAUCCUCAUGUGCCUUUGCUCUGACCUGACAGAGAAUGAGUUUAUUAAUGGAGAAAGAUCAGGCUGCAUGUCUCCCUCUGGACCCCAGGGGGCAGUAGUGAGGAGCGGCCGUAUGGUGCUUUGGAGGGACAUCAGAGGAGCUUCUUUCUCUAUGGUGUAUAUCCCAGAUGGCCGCUAUGAUUAUUUGACUCAGUCGGGUAGGGAACAUGUUGUUCGACUUACAGAAUCGGGACCUGAGACGAUGAUUCUCUCUUAUGUUCAGGAUGUGAAGUCUGUUGCAGAGGGAAGCAGGGUGAUUAACAGCGUUUUGGAAGGAGAUGUUCACAUAGCAGCAGGAGCUGUCGUACAACACUGCCACCUACAGGGUCCAGUUCAGGUGCCUUCUGGCUGCCUGCUGUCAGGUCUGGAUCUGCUAUCAUCACCCUGCAUCCAGCGUCUACCUCUGUCUAGUGACAUCAUCAUUCAGGGACACAGAGUGAUGCUUGGAGAGUUAAAGUUAAUCGUGUACACAGUUUUUGGUGCUCAUGACAGUUUAGAGGCUGACAGUGAUGAUGUCACUGCUUCAUUCCUCAAUCACAAAUGGAGUGAGUUUUACAGUCGAACUGGAAUACAGCCUCUGGAUCUUUGGGGACCUGAAAAGACAAAGUCCUGUUGUCUGCUGGACGCCAGAUUGUUCCCAGUGUUCAUGCCCCAUUCAGGACCAAUCAGACUGGAGGGUCUCAGUUGGCUGUUGGGAGGUCCUGGGCAGCUAAAAACCUGGAGAGAAGCAUGGAGACUCUCGCUCAGAGAUAUCCUGAUCCUCACAGACCAGCAGGUGGAGUUGAGCUGGAGAGAAGAGCUGUUCUUCAGUGUGGGUCGAAGGAGAGCCGUGGACACUUUAAAGGGUCACACUGAUCUCAGUUUACUGCCGUUCUUCAGAGCAGCAGCUCUGGCUGGACAACACGAGGAGCUACUGCACACACUGGACUCAGUGGCUGCAGGCAGCAGUGGUGAUCUGGGCAUAGCUGCACGUUGUCUCGCCUGCAUCGCAGACGUUCUCGGGUGUCUGGCAGGAGAGGGUAAAGGGGGUUUGCGCAGCGGCCCGGCUGCGAACCCUUUAUGGUCAACUGCCUUUAAGCUCCUAGAAGAUGCAAACUUACCUGCAGGUGUUCAGGAAUUGGCUGAGCAAAGAAAGCUUUGGCUCAGCAGGCCAGAUUUUUUGGUACGAGCUGCAAGGCAUUAUGAGGGGGCGGGGCAGAUACUUCUGCGGAAGGCGGUGAUGUCAGCACGCAAGUUUGUGUUCAUUGGCCAAGGUGUGAUGCCACCCAUGGGUGAAUGGCAGGAAGUGGAGUGUCCUGCUCGACUGGAUCUGUCAGGUGGUUGGAGUGACACUCCUCCUAUUGCGUUUGAACAUGGUGGAGUGGUGGUUAAUGUGGCUGUAAAGGUGGAUGGCAAACGGCCGAUUGGUGCCAAAGUUCGACGAAUUCCUGAACCUCAUCUGCUGUUGGUCAGCACCAGCGGAGAACCCGACUGCAGUAUUUCAACAGAAACAAUCUGUGAGGAUCUUACAGACCUGGAGGAUUAUUGCCAACCACAUGCACCAGGUGCUCUCCUGAAAGCCGUUUGUGUAUGCAGUGAUCUGGUGUGUUUAUCGUCUCCUCUUUCACUGAAAGAUCAGCUGUUGAAGCGCUGGGGUGGAGGACUGGAGCUGCGCUGCUGGUCUGCACUACCACAUGGUUCUGGUCUCGGCACCAGCAGUAUCCUGGCAGGCGCAGCUCUUGCUGCAGUGUACAGAAGUACAGGACGAAGCUACGACACAACGUCUCUCAUUCAUGAUGUUCUUUACCUGGAGCAGAUACUCACCACUGGUGGUGGAUGGCAGGAUCAGGUUGGUGGUUUGUUUGGAGGAGUGAAGGUCGCUCGAUCAGCAGCUCAGUUACCUCUGAGAGUUGAAGUUGAACAGCUGUCUCUCUCUCAAGACUUCACGUCUGUCCUACAGCAACAUCUCCUGCUGGUUUACACUGGAAAGACGCGUUUAGCACGAAACCUGCUGCAGGAUGUGGUGCGCAGCUGGUACGCACGAUUACCCUCCAUCGUCCAGAACACAGAGCAGCUGGUGAUCAAUGCAGAAGAGUGUGCUGAAGCCUGCAGACAGGGGUCUCUCUCCAGACUGGGUUUAUGUAUGGACAGAUACUGGAAGCAGAAGAAGCUGAUGGCUCCAGGCUGUGAGCCGGCAGCUGUGAGGAUGAUGAUGAAUAAACUUCAACCUCUGAUCUUAGGACAGAGUCUUGCAGGAGCAGGAGGAGGAGGAUUUCUCUUCUUACUCACGCGUGACCCUCAACAGAAGGAAAGAGUGAGAGACGUUCUCAGUAAAAUACAGGGCAUUGGUUCAUUCAGUGUUCAUUCAGUGGAGUUAGAUAUGGAUGGGAUCUCCUUCAUUCAGAAGAGCUCUGAACAUCCUGACUGACAUUUACAACUCAAAUCUGAUUCACGCACGCACGCACGCACGCACACGCACACACGCACACACACUUAUCUGUGCCUAUGUAAAUAUUAAAUGUUCUUAUUUCAUAUGGAUUGUUUAUAUCAAUUUUAACAUUUAUUAACAAAAAUAUAAAUAAACAAAAUUUUAACAUUGCACAAUACCAUUUUAAAAAUGUUAAGAAAUGUGAAAGAAAAGGCCAUAAGAUGUUUUUGCAUGUUGUUUUCACAUAGUGUUUUUGUUUUAGUUAACUCGCUCACACAAAUAGAUGUGUUCGACUUCAUCAAGAACCGACAGGCAACAUCAAAGUAGGACCGCGAGAGCGAGUUAAAAGCAGACAUUAAUGCAUGAUUUCUUAAAGGUGCUCUAAGCGAAUCUGUGUGACGUUACUUUUUGUUGAUGUUUUAACUGUUUUCAAACAAACUGAGCGUAGUUAACUCCUCCCCCUCCCUUCCGUGCUUUCAUGAACGCGCCUAACCCCCACCCCCAAAUCCUUCUUGUCGUUUAUUGGCUAGAACACUUUGUUAUCGUUGAAAAAUUUUACAACUUUUUAGACAACAACUAUAUCAACUAUAAUGCUGCAGUAUAUCUGUAGCCUAUCUUUUUAAGUCUGCUGGUGUGUCCUGGAAUAUCAGGUAAACUGGGCCAUCAGGUAAAAUGGGCCACUUUAGGUUUGAGUGUCUUAUUUCUUACAAAGUUACCAACCAAUGACUGGAAAGAAUUUUGUACUUGACUUAUAGCUAAUUAUUUUAUUGGUCUGAGGCUGAGCUGAGGUUGCUGGGGGGGGGCUGAUAUAUCCAAUCUUACUUCUCAAUAAUAAGGUUGGUAAAUCAAUGAAAAACAAAUGCUUAUUAAGAAGAAAAUAGUCUUAAUCCAUGUCUUGAUGGCCUCUGUGGGAUGCUGAUUUAGCUCAAUUAUUGAAAUUAUUAUUUAUAUAAAAAAAAACAUUUUUAGGAACUGCCCCAAUUUACCUGAAUGUGUUAAGGUAAAAUCCAUUAAUUUAAUUUAAAUUGGGCCACCCAGUUGAGUUUAUUUGUGUUAUUAAAUUUCUUUAUAUUAUUAAUUUAUUAAUAUUGUUGCAUUUAUGACAAAAACUUUCUACAUUUUACCUUCUAAAUGUGUUUGUAUGUGAUGUGUGUUUAUAGGUGUGGACAUAAUGAACGACAAUCAAAUUGAUGUUUUAAUGUCAUUUCAAUGCAAUGU
Molecule: messenger RNA, 4642 nt
Organism: Paramisgurnus dabryanus
Lineage: Eukaryota; Metazoa; Chordata; Actinopteri; Cypriniformes; Cobitidae
Source: RefSeq, a predicted model, not a curated record